Messenger RNA from Prunus armeniaca (apricot), 234 nucleotides. NCBI's taxonomy places the organism in Eukaryota, Viridiplantae, Streptophyta, Magnoliopsida, Rosales, Rosaceae. The record is from the annotation of a GenBank genome assembly.
AUGGCAAGCACUUCCUCUACACCCCAAGAGAAGAAAAACACCAACCUUCCUCCCAAGAGAGGCCAGAUCAAGGUUCAGAUUUUUGAAAACUUUGUCAAAGCGGUGGCGUCCUCCAUGACCUCCAAACCUGGAGCUCAAGGCAGAAACAGAGGUGAAGAAAGUGGUGGAGGAGGCUCUGCCUCUCAAACCCCACCACCAAGUGCCUACAACUCUGAUGCCAAUUCUGAUUUCUGA